AGCACAUGCUGGGAGUUGUAGUUCCCGAGGAGCGUCACCUGGCGCUUUCCCGUGCCUCACAGUAUUGGGCUCCACAGGCUGGCGGUCACAUGUGACGAGGGGUGUGGCGCCGCUCGUUUCUCUACUUUCAGAGCCGUUCACACGGGGGCAGGGAUGGUGCGGUUGUGGCAGUGCGUGGUGUGAAUGGGGGCGUCCUGGAGCUGGCAGUCACAUAUCGCACUAGUCUGCAGUUGAUGCGUGAAGCUUGGUGAUGUCACCUAGAGCCGUGUGCUGUCCGUGUUCUCCGGAGACCUGCACUGGGGCUGUGACCAUUGAAGUCUGUGGGUCCAUGAAAACUGAUAGAACAGAUGGCCUCAGUAUUGUCAGAGAUUCUGGGUGGAAAUCCCUUUAUCAGAGACUAGAUGUUUCAUAAGAAGCUGACUCCUGUCAAUUCAGUUCUUCACUCCCAAGACUGAGACUGCAAAUAUGUCAACGAAAGCCCCCAUCUACCUAAAAAGAGGAUCUCGCAAAGGAAAGCUGAGAGAUGUCUUGUCCCCCGACAUGAUAAGCCCUCCACUGGGAGAUUUUAGACACACCAUACAUAUUGGCAGCGGAGAAGGAGAUGUUUUUGGAGACAUUUCUUUUCUGCAGGGCAAAUUUCACCUUCUUCCUAGACUAAAUUCUAGCUCGUCUACAUCAUCACCGGAUGUCACCCCGCCCCUGUCACAUUCAGAAGUGCCAUCACCUGUUUUAAAGAAUGCCAUCUCGCUUCCUACAAUAUCGGAGCCACAAGCGCUCUCGCUCCUUCAGGCCCCUCCACCAAAACCACCUCGUCUUCACCUGGAUGACAAGACUAAAAGCCCAGUGAAAGAAAUGGACAAACCCUUGCAAGUGAUGGAUAACAACUUUUCAUCUGAGAUGAAGGAAGAAAGGUUCCUUGCCCAUGCUGGAUCUCUUCUUUCUCUUCAUGUGGACUUGGGGCCUUCAAUCUUGGAUGAUGUGCUACAGAUAAUGAACAAAGAGUAGAAGUCUCUGCUCUGUAAGGGCUAAAGUUCUCAAACAUUUUAUUCAUUUGUUUUUAAACACUAAAAAGAUUUUAGGAGUUAACUGUUUGGGCAGUGACCAUAAAUGAUUCCAUGCUGCCUUUUACAUAGUCUAUAUAUGCUUUAUAACAUUGAGCAUCAUCUGCAGAAACUUUGGGGCCUGUACUGGAAAUAAACAGGAUGGUGUCUGUGCAUGUGCUAUGUAAAGAUGCACUACCUCCACUUAGACAAGGCAUCUCCCGUUCAAAUUCAAGUGCCUUUCUGCCAGGAAGUGAUAAAUGACACUUUAUUUUUUUGGAAUGUUUUUAUGACCAAAUUUAUAAGGUUCUUAAGAUGCAAUACAGAAAGUUAUUUUCGA
Molecule: messenger RNA, 1380 nt
Organism: Bufo bufo (common toad)
Lineage: Eukaryota; Metazoa; Chordata; Amphibia; Anura; Bufonidae
Gene: CDC42EP2
Product: CDC42 effector protein 2
Exons: 2
Coding region: 466-1005 (179 amino acids)
Source: RefSeq, a predicted model, not a curated record